AGACAGCUUUCGCGCAUGUGGAGGACGCGAUGGUCCCUUCAUUAUCUGGAAGGACACCCAGAGUGGCAAAUGCCAGAUAACCACGAAUAAUACCCAGGAUAGUAACCAUUCUGUGGCCUGAGCUGGCCAGACGUCAUGUCCCGAAGGAGCUACCAGGUGUGGGCGCUGCAGGACCCCCGCCUGGGGCCGCCCGCUCGGGCCCGUGUUGUCUCAGGCAGUAGGGACCCUGGCGCUGGCGGCUGUGGUAGGAAACCACCGAGACUGGCAACUUCCCAGGUUCCUAGAGAGGAGGGGCAUGGAAAACGCACUUCCGGCGGAGGGUCUCAAGCUUUCCCCGGUGUCGGCGGCAGGUGGAAUUUCCACGCUUUAUCUGCGCCUGCGCCGCGCGGGAUUCGCGGUCUGAGCAGAAGAGGUUCGCGGUCCGGUUUCACUUCUCCGAACCCCGAGGCAGUGUGCGAAGCUGGGACGCCAGCCAUGUUCCAGACCGCUUGGCGCCAGGAACCAGUGACCUUUGAGGAUGUGGCUGUGUACUUCACCCAGAAUGAAUGGGCCAGCCUGGACUCUGUGCAGAGGGCCCUGUACAGGGAAGUGAUGCUGGAGAAUUAUGCAAAUGUGGCUUCCCUGGCAUUUCCAUUCACCACGCCUGUUCUGGUCUCCCAGCUGGAGCAAGGGGAACUGCCAUGGGGCCUUGAUCCCUGGGAACCUAUGGGCAGGGAGGCUCUCAGAGGUAUCUGUCCAGGGGAUGAGGCUAGAACUGAGAAGGAAGGAUUAACUCCAAAGGAGCAUGUGUCCAAAGAAACAGAGUCCUUCAGACUGAUGGUGGGGGAGCUGCCAGGGAAUGUUUCCCAGCACCUUGACUUUGGGAGCAGCCUAGAGCAGCCCCAAGGUCAUUGGAUAAUUAAGACAAAGUCAAAGAGGAGACAUUUCACAGAUACCUCAGCCAGGCACCAUGAGGCUUAUGCAGUCAAUAAUGGAGAGAAGUUUGAGAAAUUAGGAAAAAAUAUUAGUGUCAGCAUACAACUCACUACGAAUCAGACAAUUCCUAGUGGUCAGAUAUCUUAUGAAUGUGGACAAUGUGGCAGAUAUUUCAUUCGAAUGGCAGACUUCCACCGACAUCAGAAAUGUCACACUGGUGAAAAGUCUUUUGAAUGCAAAGAAUGUGGAAAAGACUUCAGAUAUAACUCAUUACUUAUUCGGCAUCAGAUAAUUCACACUGGAAAGAAACCAUUUCAGUGUAAAGAAUGUGGAAAAGGUUUAAGUUCAGACACAGCCUUGAUUCAGCAUCAGAGAAUCCACACUGGAGAAAAGCCCUAUGAAUGUAAGGAGUGCAGCAAGGCCUUCAGUAGCAGCUCUGUCUUCCUCCAGCACCAGAGAUUCCACACUGGGGAGAAGCUCUAUGAAUGUAACGAAUGUUGGAAAACUUUCAGUUGUAGCUCAAGUUUCACUGUCCAUCAGCGAAUGCAUACUGGGGAGAAACCUUAUGAAUGUAAAGAGUGUGGAAAACGAUUAAGCUCCAACACAGCCUUGACUCAGCAUCAGCGAAUUCACACUGGGGAGAAGCCGUUUGAAUGUAAGGAGUGUGGGAAGGCAUUCAAUCAGAAAAUAACCCUGAUUCAGCACCAGCGAGUUCACACUGGCGAGAAACCUUAUGAGUGUAAAGUGUGUGGUAAAACCUUCAGCUGGUGUGGAAGAUUCAUUCUGCAUCAGAAGCUACACACUCAGAAGACACCUGUCCAAGCAUAGGGCUAUCCAUAGUUAGGCCCACUGUGCAUCUCCUUUUUUCUCUUUAUUUUCAUGCUUUUUAUCAGUGUCCUCACUGUCCUUCCUGUGUAGAUACUUGGCUUUCAUCAUGAAAUCUUCCUUAAGUUUUUUGAACCUGUUUCUCCAACAUGAAGUCUCUUUAUGGUUAGAAAAGACCAAAAAACAAGCAAACUUAGAAACAUAAAAGGAAAUGUCCCAGAUUUAAAUGAUAUGCUGGGUGCCCAGCAGGAUGGAUUCAAGGGAAACCUACAUUAAGGAAAAUUGCUGUGAAUUAUGAAAACACCAAGUGUGAAUAAGAGGAUCAUGGAGACCCUAAAAGGUUUCUAGAGAGAGAAAACAAAAGAUCAGAAAUGAAAAUGGGGCUGGGCGCGGUGGCUCAUGCCUGUAAUCCCAGCACUUUGGGAGACCAAGGUGGGCGGAUCCUGAGGUCAGGAGUUCGAGACCAGCCUGCCCAAUAUGGUGAAACCCCGUCUCUCCUGAAAAAAAAAAAUACAAUAAUUAGCCAGGCGUGGUGGCACAUGCCUGUAAUCCCAGCUACUUGAGAGGCUGAGGCAGGAGAAUCACUUGAAUCCCUGAGGCAGAGGUUGCAGUGAGCCGAGAUGGCACCACUGUACUCCAGCCUGGGCGACAGAGUGAGACUUUGUCUCAAAAACAAGAAAAAAUGAAAAUGGCAUUAGAUUUUUCAACAGCAACCUUCAAAGUCAGAUGACAAUGUGUAUGCCUUCAGACUUCUCAUGGAAAAUGUCUUCCCCUGCAAUUCUGUACUCCGAAGUAUAAGUAUAGAAUAAAGGCAUUUCAGACCCUUUAAAUCUGAAA
Molecule: messenger RNA, 2577 nt
Organism: Symphalangus syndactylus (siamang)
Lineage: Eukaryota; Metazoa; Chordata; Mammalia; Primates; Hylobatidae
Gene: ZNF620
Product: zinc finger protein 620
Biological process (GO): regulation of DNA-templated transcription
Source: RefSeq, a predicted model, not a curated record